This is a messenger RNA of Glycine soja, 672 nucleotides long. RefSeq lists its product as uncharacterized. NCBI's taxonomy places the organism in Eukaryota, Viridiplantae, Streptophyta, Magnoliopsida, Fabales, Fabaceae. The record is from RefSeq and is a predicted model, not a curated record. The transcript has a single exon. Bases 1 to 672 code for a protein of 223 amino acids.
AUGGCUUCAAAUUUCCUAACGGACAUUGGGACGAAUACAAUACAGAGAAACAGAAAGCAUGAGUGGGUGUGGAAGGAGUAUCAAAGCGGAAAAUUCACAAUGCAGUCAGCUUAUAAAUUAUUGACAAGGGAAGCAGUUGAGGGGGAAAGGGAUCGAGCAUUUGAGGAGCUGUGGAAUUUAAAGGUGCUAAGCAAAGUUGCAGUUUUUGCUUGGAGGCUUCUUAGAGAUAGGCUGCCUACUAAAGUUAAUUUGUACAGGAGACAAGUAGAGGUUGCGGAUACAAGCUGUCCAUUUUGUGGAAAUAUGGAAGAGGAUGCAGGGCAUUUAUUUUUUCACUGUAGCAAAAUCCUCCCCUUGUGGUGGGAAACACUAUCUUGGCUGAAUAUUUCAGUAGCUCUACCGAUUGACCCAAAGCAACAUUUUCUCCAACAUGGUUCCAUAAUGGUUGGUGGCACAAGGAUUAAUAGAUGGAAGUGCUGGUGGCUUGCUGUAACUUGGACAAUAUGGCAGAAAAGAAAUAAGAUUAUCUUCAACAAUGAGUCCUUGGACAAAAACAAACUGAUUGAUGAUACGUCUUUUCUUUUGUGGACAUGGUUAUCAAAUCUGGAGAAAGGCUUUGCAGAACACUUCAAUCAAUGGUCUACUAAUAUCAGACAGGGCUUUUUGUACUAG